Molecule: messenger RNA, 1465 nt
Organism: Otolemur garnettii (small-eared galago)
Lineage: Eukaryota; Metazoa; Chordata; Mammalia; Primates; Galagidae
Gene: HAPLN3
Product: hyaluronan and proteoglycan link protein 3
Exons: 5
Coding region: 226-1311 (361 amino acids)
Biological process (GO): cell adhesion
Molecular function (GO): hyaluronic acid binding
Source: RefSeq, a predicted model, not a curated record
CUCUGGUCUUGUUACCCUCAGGUCUAUACCUUCCACUCAGCCCCUAGAGGGAAGGUUUAAAGAUGUGAGCCUAAUUCUGUGACUUCUCUGCUUGAAGCCAUCACUGGCACCCCAGGACCUUUGGGACAAGGGACCGGCUUCUGGGCCUGACACUCAAGGCAUCUAGACACUAGCCCUGUUUUCGCCCCGUCCCACCCUUGCCCACGACACCCUGGCACUGUGGCCAUGCAUGUCAAAAUGGGCCUGCUGCUCCUGGUCCUGUUGUUCCUGUUGCCUGGCAUCUCUGGACUGCCCUUCUACAAUGGCUUCUACUACUCCAAUGGCCGGAACCCAGGCAAUGGCUACAGUGAAGGCCUCUUCAAUGGUGUGAAGCUGGUGGUAGAGACACCUGAGGAGACCCUCUUCACCCACCGAGGGGCCAGUGUGACCCUGCCCUGCCAUUACCACUAUGAGCCAGACCUGGUCUCCCCACGGCCUGUGCGCAUCAAAUGGUGGAAACUGUCAGAGAACGGAGCCCCAGAGCAGGAUGUGCUGGUGGCCAUCGGACUGAAGCACCGCUCCUUUGGGGACUACCAAGGCCGGGUGCACCUGCGGCAGGAUAAGGAGCAUGAUGUCUCUCUGGAGAUCCGAGACCUGCGGUUGGAAGACUAUGGGCGCUACCGUUGUGAGGUCAUUGAUGGGCUGGAGGAUGAGAGUGGCCUGGUGGAGCUGGAGCUUCGGGGUGUGGUCUUCCCCUAUCAGCCCCCCCAAGGGCGCUACCAGCUCAACUUCCCCGAGGCCCAGCAGGCCUGCGAGGAGCAGGAUGCGGUGGUGGCCUCCUUUGAGCAGCUCUUCCGGGCCUGGGAGGAGGGCCUGGACUGGUGCAACGCGGGCUGGCUGCAGGACGCCUCGGUGCAGUACCCCAUCAUGCUGCCCCGGCAGCCCUGUGGUGGCCUGGGCCUGGCGCCUGGUGUGCGCAGCUACGGCCCGAGGCACCGCCACCUGCACCGCUAUGACGUGUUCUGCUUUGCUGCUGCUCUCAAGGGACAAGUGUACUACUUAGAGCACCCUGAGAAGCUGACGCUGACACAAGCAAGGGAAGCCUGCCAGGAAGAUAGUGCCCAGAUUGCCAAGGUGGGACAGCUCUUUGCUGCCUGGAAGUUUCGUGGCCUGGACCGCUGUGAUGCUGGCUGGUUGGCAGAUGGCAGUGUCCGUUACCCUGUGGUUCACCCCCGUCUCAACUGUGGCCCCCCAGAGCCUGGUGUCCGAACCUUUGGUUUCCCAGACCCCCAGAACUCCUUGUAUGGUGUCUACUGCUACCGCCAGCACUAGGACCCAGGGCCUGCCCCUGCCUCAUUCCCUAAUGGGCUGUGUAUUUAUUCAGUGGUUCGUUUUUCCUUGUGGGUGGAAAAAUGGGAAAAAUUUUAGUAUUGUUUUUAUACUUAUCAACUUAAAUUUAAAAAUAAUUUUGUUUUUACUAUUUUUU